AUGGCAUCAACCAUGGAAGGACACAUGAAAGACAAUGUUCGCCUGAAUGGUCCUGCUGUGAACAUCAAUGCAACAGAGAGCUUCAUCCACCAAGCCAUGGACAUCAUCGUGGAGGAUGCUGUGAAGAAGGCCACCGAUGUCAGAGAAAAGGUUUGUGAGUGGCGCUCCCCCGAGCAGCUGAAGGAGCUGUUGGACCUUGAGCUGAAAGACGAAGGAGAGUCUGAGACCGAGAUCCUGCAACGCUGCAGAGAUGCCAUCAAGUACAGCGUCAAAACCACCCACCCUCGUUUCUUCAACCAGCUGUAUGCAGGGAUGGAGCCCUACUCCAUGGUGGCAAGUUUCAUUACAGAAGCCCUCAAACCCAGUCUGUACACCUAUGAGGUAGCUCCAGUCUUCACUCUGAUGGAGCAGGCUGUUCUGAAGAAGAUGAUGGAGGUGAUUGGCUGGGAAGAAGGAGGAGAUGGAAUCUUCAACGCUGGUGGCUCGUUGUCCAACAUGUAUGCAGUGAACCUAGCCAGGUACCAUCACUGUCCUGACAUUAAAGAGCUCGGCCUCUCUGCUACUCCACGACUGGUCCUCUUCACAUCACAGGAGUGUCAUUACUCCAUUUCCAAAGCAGCGGCUUUCCUGGGCAUCGGCACUAAAAAUGUUUACGUGGUUCCAUCUGAUAAGAGAGGGAAGAUGAUCCCCUCUGCUCUGGAGGAGCUAAUAAAGAAGGCUAAAAGUGAGGGUGCAGCUCCCUUCAUGGUAAAUGCCACAGCAGGGACCACGGUGCUCGGAGCGUUUGACCCCAUCGAGGAAAUCGCAGACAUCUGUGAGAAGUACAACCUGUGGCUGCAUGUGGACGCAUGUUGGGGAGGAGCAGCUCUCAUGUCUAAGAAGCACAGACACUUGUUGAAGGGAAUCCACAGGGCUAACUCUGUGGCCUGGAACCCUCACAAGAUGCUGAUGGCAUGUCUGCAGUGCUGUGCUUUCAUGGUCAGGGACAAAACGGGUCUCCUCCAGCGCUGUUACUCUGCUCAGGCCUCCUACCUCUUCCAGCAGGAUAAGUUCUAUGAUGUCAGCUAUGACACAGGGGACAAAUCCUUUCAGUGCAGCAGGAAGCCGGACGCCUUCAAGUUCUGGCUGAUGUGGAAGGCUUUGGGAGCCAAGGAGAUGGAGAAGAGGGUGGACAGAGCUCUCGCCAUGGCCAAGUAUCUUACCCAAGAAAUCAAGAAAAGAGAAGGGUUUCGUCUGUUGAUGGAACCUGAAUAUACGAAUGUUUGCUUCUGGUACAUUCCACCAAGUCUGAGGAAUCUUCCAGACAGCCCUGCGUUCUGGAAAAAGCUCCAUGCAGUGGCCCCGGUGGUGAAGGAACGCAUGAUGAAGAAGGGCAGUAUGAUGGUGGGCUACCAGCCGCACGGAGACAAGGCUAACUUCUUCAGGAUGAUCAUCAUCAGCCCUCAGGUCAGCAAGCGGGACAUGGACUUCCUCUUGGAUGAGAUACACAAUCUGGGGAAGGACUUGUGA
Molecule: messenger RNA, 1509 nt
Organism: Scomber japonicus (chub mackerel)
Lineage: Eukaryota; Metazoa; Chordata; Actinopteri; Scombriformes; Scombridae
Product: acidic amino acid decarboxylase GADL1-like
Exons: 15
Coding region: 1-1509 (502 amino acids)
Biological process (GO): carboxylic acid metabolic process
Cellular component (GO): cytoplasm
Molecular function (GO): pyridoxal phosphate binding; carboxy-lyase activity
Source: RefSeq, a predicted model, not a curated record